AUGAAAAUGGUGGUCCAUUCUAAUUCUAAACUAGAAACUGCUGAACAUGGAAUGCUCAGAGGGAUGAAACUUGAGAAAGCAAGAAAUAUUCAAGAGGCCGACCAGCCUGAUGACUGUGGAUUAUCGUUAUCACUAUCAUUGCAACAUCCCUUAGUCCAGAUGAGCAAUGGUUCCUUGUCGAGUGAAAUCAGCGAGACACACUCAAGGCAGAAUACAAGUGAUCACUCUUCAAACAAAUGUAGUGUUAAUCUAGAUCUAUCUAUUGCUCUAUGUCAGUGA
This is a messenger RNA of Lactuca virosa, 279 nucleotides long. The record is from the annotation of a GenBank genome assembly. NCBI's taxonomy places the organism in Eukaryota, Viridiplantae, Streptophyta, Magnoliopsida, Asterales, Asteraceae.